Vittaforma corneae ATCC 50505 is the source of this 1230-nucleotide messenger RNA. RefSeq lists its product as uncharacterized. NCBI's taxonomy places the organism in Eukaryota, Fungi, Microsporidia, Nosematidae. Gene Ontology annotation, molecular function: nucleosome binding; histone binding. The record is from RefSeq and is a predicted model, not a curated record. The transcript has a single exon. Gene Ontology annotation, cellular component: FACT complex. Bases 1 to 1230 code for a protein of 409 amino acids.
AUGGAAAUGCUCACUCUAGAAAAUUUAGUUCUCAGUAAGAAACAAGCCACAGUAAAAAUCGGAGAAGACUCAGUGUCGAUCAAAGUAGGAGAACAAAGCAUAGAUCUUUCGAUAGGCAAUAUUAAGAACUUUGAACUUUUUAGAGGGAUUAGAGCAUUUUGCAUAAGAAUAUGCUAUUCUCCAUCAGAAACACAGGCGAAUAUAUUCUAUGAUCUUCACAAUGUGCAUGAAAGCUACCUAGUCAAGCUAAGAACUGCGAUCUCCUCCAUCUUUGGGUCUACUCUUCCUGUCCAAGAUCUUGAGACACUUCAUACAACACAGGGCAAUCUGGUCUACACCAACGAUCUGAUAUCACUCCAGUCAGACAAGCAGGUAUUUAGUAUUCCAAAAAGCUCAAUUAAGAAAGUAAUAGAGUUGGACAACGACAUUCAACUUGACUUGGGUGACAUUGAAAUAGUAUUUAAUACAACCAGUAAUAUCACACACUUUAUAACUGACAAACAGUCAGAAGAAAUAUGCAUUAUUACAGGCAUAAACUGCAUUAAUCCACGUUCAAAAUCUACUUUUGUGUUCUUUGAUGACUAUUUUGUUCUGAAAGGGUCAUCAUACGAUCAUACAAUUUCAUUUUCUGACAUUUCUGAGAUAUUCUUUUUGAAAAACGACUCUUCAUUUUACUUGGUUUUGAAGCUUGAAAACAGCAUUGUCCAAGGCCAAACCAGAUACGAGUCGCUUGUGUUCCUUCUAACGGACAAAGAGUUAGAAGUGGUAGCCAACGAUCCUAGAUUAAAGAACCAUUAUUUCGGAAGACAGUACGAUGUAUUACUAGAAAUAAUUGAAGGCCUUUUGAAGAUUAAGGCACAGGAGAGUGAGCUGUUUUUCAAAUGCACCUCAAAAGUAUUUGACGGUCAUCUUUACCUGCUAAGUGAAUCACUGCUGUUUUUACCAAAAUCCAUCUGCAUUCCGAUCGAAGAGAUUUCUCAUGUUGAGUUUUCUAGAAUCAACCUGAGUGUAGUACAAGCGAAAACGUUUGAUAUGACAGUUCAUGCAUCAAAAGUGUAUAAUUUUAGCGGUAUCCAAAAAGAUGCAUUCAAUCAAAUUGAACUGUACUUUAAUGAGAAGAAUAUUAAAAUGGUGUCUGAAGUGAUUGAAGAUAGCUAUUCUGGAGAGUCGGAAAGAAGUGAAGAUGAAUACUCAUCAAAUAUUAGCGACAUUGUGGAAUCAGAUGAAUAA